UAUAGUCGCUGCACCGGCUACCGGCGGGACGAGAUGACGUCACAGCGGCGGGACGCACGUAGGCGGAACAGCGCCGCGAGGAGGCGAGUCUAUGAUGACUUCAUGGGGUCAGCCAAAAAUGUGAUAAGUGAAUCUAUUGAUGUAGAGGACAGUUAUAACAUGAUGGCUUCUUUCCAGCGCUCUAAUAGUCACGAUAAGGUCAGAAAAAUUGUGGCCGAGGAGGGGCGCACAGCAAGGAACCUGAUAGCCUGGAGUGUGCCGCUGCAAAGCAAGGAGGAGGAAGGAAAACCAAAAUGGCAAGUGGGAGGAAAAUCUAAGAGAAUAACUCAAGGAGCACACAAAGCUAUUAAACAGAGCACUACAUCAGACUGUAAAAUAGCAUCAACAGCCAGCGAAAAACACUUUGAUAAAAGCCCCACGAAAACGAGGCAGCCUCGGAAAGUGGAUCUCCGAGCCCGGUACUGGGCGUUCCUUUUUGACAAUCUAAGGCGUGCGGUUGAUGAAAUCUACGUCACUUGUGAAUCAGAUCAGAGCGUAGUGGAAUGCAAGGAGGUGCUGAUGAUGCUCGAUAACUACGUCCGAGAUUUCAAGGCUUUGAUUGAUUGGAUACAGCUCCAGGAGAAGCUAGAGAAAGCAGAUGCCCAAAGCAGACCAACUUCGUUAGCAUGGGAAGUAAAGAAGAUGUCUCCAGGACGCCAUGUAAUUCCAAGCCCGUCAAGCGACCGAAUCAGUGUGACCUCCAGCGCUCGCAGGAGUCUAAACUUUGGGGCUCCGCCUGCCACAGUGACGUCGAAUCGUCUGGCUCCGUCGGGUGUAAGUUGGGCAGACAAAGUGAAAGCCAGCCACGCCGCAGCGGUUCCCAGCAGAGAGAUGGCGACAGCGCAAAUGUGUGUGCCCACCCCAGCGCAGAAAUCUUCACGGAGAAAUGAGCAAAGGGACGCUGAAGGGUGGGAAACGGUCCAGCGGGGCAGGCCCGUGAGAUCCAAGUCUUCCACUUUGGCUGCGAAAGCGACGUCCUCCGCAGAGCUAUCACAGUUCAAGGAUGACAGCGACAAAGAAAAUGUAGUUCUUCAUCCAUCAGAGAAGAAACAGAAGGGCUUGUUUACCGAGGACAGCCUAUCAAACCACACUGAACCCAUCCUGAAAGAGCCCUGCUACCAAUGUGAGCACCCUCUUGCUGAAAGGACUCAGUUCACAGCCCGUGUCCUUGAGGACAUCAAGGUCUCUGAAAAGAGCGAUGGUUUGCCAGAUGGUUCUCUACAGUCGCCUCCCGAAGUGCCGGUUGUUCUCGUAGAUUCCGAAUCUCCUUCGAAAAUUCCCCAGGUGGAAGAAGUAGUCUCUGCUGUUUCUAAGAGCGAGGAAGAGAAUCCGACAGAAAAAGCCAAGAUCGACAGCGAGAUGGACCCUGCGGAUAUUUCAAAUUCCAUGGCUGAGGUUCUUGCUAAAAAAGAGGAGUUGGCGGAUCGCCUGGAGAAGGCCAACGAAGAGGCCAUUGCUAGCGCCAUUGCGGAAGAGGAGCAGCUCACCAGGGAGAUUGAAGCGGAGGAGAACAACGACAUCAACCUCGAGACGGACAAUGACAGCGACUUCGCGGCUAGCAUGGGCAGUGGAAGUAUAUCUUUCUGUGGCAUUUCCAUGGACUGGAGUGAUGUCCUGGCAGACUAUGAAGCUCGUGAAUCAUGGCGUCAAAACAACUCUUGGGGCGACAUAGUGGAAGAAGAACCAGCCCGCCCACCGGGCCAUGGAAUACACAUGCAUGAGAAACUCUCUUCGCCCUCACGCAAGAGGACAAUUGCAGAAUCUAAAAAGAAGCUUGAAGAAAAACAGAUGAAGGCUCAACAGCUGAGAGAGAAGUUGCGUGAGGAGAAAACGCUAAAACUCCAGAAAUUAAUGGAACGUGAAAAAGAUGUACGGAAAUGGAAGGAAGAAUUGCUGGACCAGAGACGGAGGAUGAUGGAGGAGAAAUUGCUCCACGCUGAAUUCAAGCGUGAGGUGCAGUUGCAAGCGAUUGUGAAAAAAGCCCAAGAGGAAGAGGCGAAGGUCAAUGAAAUUGCCUUUAUAAAUACUUUGGAGGCCCAGAAUAAGCGCCACGAUGUUUUGUCCAAACUGAAAGAGUAUGAACAGAGGCUCAACGAACUGCAGGAGGAGCGCCAGCGGAGGCAGGAGGAAAAGCAGGCCCGUGACGAAGCGGUCCAGGAACGUAAGAGAGCUUUGGAAGCGGAGCGCCAGGCCCGGGUGGAAGAGCUGCUCAUGAAAAGGAAAGAGCAAGAAGCGCGGAUCGAGCAGCAGCGGCAGGAGAAGGAGCGUGCCCGGGAGGACGCCGCCCGGGAAAGGGCCAGAGACCGAGAAGAGAGGCUCGCCGCCCUGACAGCCGCUCAACAGGAGGCCAUGGAAGAACUGCAGAAAAAGAUCCAGUUGAAGCAUGACGAGAGCAUUCGGAGACACAUGGAGCAAAUCGAGCAAAGGAAAGAGAAAGCGGCUGAGUUGAGCAGCGGGAGGCAUGCGAACACGGACUACGCCCCGAAACUCACACCUUACGAGCGGAAAAAGCAGUGUUCGUUGUGCAGCGUCUUGAUUUCCUCAGAGGUCUUUCUCUUCAGUCAUAUUAAAGGGAAAAAGCAUCAACAAGCAGUGAGAGAAAACAGCAGCAUCCAAGGACGGGAGCUUUCAGAUGAAGAAGUGGAACACCUGUCAUUAAAGAAGUACAUUGUGGAUAUCAUGGUAGAAAGCUCGGUCCCAACAGAGCCCUUAAAAGAUGGGGAGGAGAGGCAGAAAACGAAAAAGAAGGCGAAGAAACUGAAGGCACGGAUGAACUCAAGGGCAAAGGAGUACGAAAGUGCAAUAGAAGCAAAGAACAUCUCCUGUGACUCGCCCUACAAAGCAAAGCUGCAGCGAUUGGUCAAAGAUCUGCUAAAGCAGCUUCAAAUUCAAGACAGCAACAAAGUCUCUGCCCUGGACAGGAUUUUGGGGGAGAUUUCACGUAUUCUGGAAAAAGAGAAUGCAGCCGAUCAGGUGGCGUUCCACGUGGCGGGGGGGUUUACGGCGCUGGAGCAAGUCUUACAAGUUGUGACGUCAUCCGCUGCCAAUCUGAACCCCGUGUCACGGAUCCCUCUGAAGUCACUCUGCAGUACGAUAAACGCUUACCACCUGGCCUGCAGUCACUGCGUGGAAAACUGCACCUACGUUUUGUUCAGCAACAAGGUUUCUUUUUUGAUGGACUUGCUGAUGCACCAGCUAAUGGUUUAUGUUCCAGAUGACCACUCGACCUUAGGAAGAACUGCAAACAAGCAAGUAUUUGAAGGUCUAACAACUGGACUUCUAAGAAUUGUGGCUAUGGUGUUUGGGUGUCUAAUCUCCAGUGUACCUUAUGGAAACAAUCAGAUCUGUGCACCAAAAUUAAUGCAAGAGACAAAGAACAAGACCUCCCAAGUUGAAGUCUUCAACAAUAGGAUACAAGACCUCAUCAGCUACGUGGUGAAUAUUGGAUUAAUUGAAAAGCUGGGUUGCUGUUUCCUCUCCAUCCAAGGCCCAAUUGAUGAAAACCCCAAAAUAGCCACUUUCUUGCAGAAUGCCACGGCAGUAUUGCAUGGAAUGUGCCAGCUGUGUUUUGCGGUCAAUAGCAAGUCCUGGAGCAUAUUUGACGACGCCCGUCAGGAUCCCACGGGGCUGGCAGCGGCUCUCCAGGCUACGGACCUGGUGGGGGUGUUGCACAUGUUGUACUGCAUCCUUUUCCAUGGCACCAUUGCGGACCUGAGCACGGCUAGCCCGAAAGAGAGUUACGCUGAGAAUACCGUCCAAGUGGCUCUUCAGAGUUUGCGCUUCUUCAAUAGUUUUGCUGUUCUUGAUCUGCCGGCAUUCCAGUCUGUUGUGGGCGCUGAAGGGUUGUCCCUUGCAUUCCGGCACAUUAUCAGCUCUUUGUUGUGGCAUUGUUCCCAGCAUACCUGUGAAGCACUACUGCAUGAAGCCAUUGUGUGUGUUGGCUAUUUCACUGUAAACCACCUGGAUAAUCAGGUGAUCAUCCAGUCCGGCCGCCACCCCACCGUCUUGCAGAAGCUCUGCCAGCUGCCCUUCCAGUAUUUCAGCGACGCUCGCCUUGUCAAGGUGCUCUUUCCAACCCUAAUAGCUGCUUGUUACAAUAACCCACAGAACAAGAUAAUUCUGGAGCAGGAGAUGAGUUGUGUCCUACUUGCCACGUUCAUUCAGGAUUUCACACAAAGUUCAAGCCAGACAGAUAACCAGACUUGCCAACAAAGGGAAAAGCUCUUCAGUCCCCAAGAUUACCUGGAGCUCUCUGUCAGGUUCCCACUCCAGACCUGGGAAGAGGCCCGGCAGUUCUUCCUGAAGAAGGAGAAAAAAUGAGGGUUUUGUUGCUGCUGCUGCUGCUGCUGCUGCUGCUGCUGCUGCUGUUUACAUUUUCAAAGCCUCUGACCCUUUUUAACGGUUAGGCAAUUCAUCGCGCUCUUUAAGAAGAUGUUCGAAAGACCCUUUUUGUACUAAAAAUGUAGAUAUUGUAGAUAAAUAUGUAUAGAUAUAUCUAAAAAUAUAAUUUGCACUAUUUCAGUCAGAGGAAUUGUACAUACUUUAAAAGCCUCUUUCGUUGUUUGAAAAUAGGUUUGUUUGUUUGUUUUCCAUUCAUAUAUGCUACACCUGCCUUCCCCAGCCUCUCCCCCUUCUGAUGUGUUGGACUGCAACCCUCAUCAUCCCCAGCUGGGAAUGGUGGGAGUUGUAGUCCCACACAUGCAAGUGGCACCAGGCUGGGGAAGGCUGUGUUACACCCCGGGUCCUUGUACUUCAUACCCUGCGGUGUAGCAUCUGUUGCACUGCAAAGCUGCUGACGCUGCUUCUGAAGGAGGACUGUGGCCAGGGUUGGCUGGGAGGCCCUCCAGCGCAAGCGCCAUGGAAGAGAACGGGUGCUGCGCCAGAGAGCUGUAUUACUCCUGCUCCUGUUCAUUCCAGCGGGGUUUGCGCAAGAGGAUCUCCCAUUGGACUAAAGCCCCGUCUCAUAGUCUAUGUAACUUGUGAUCAAAUAAUUUAUUCUGUUUUUUCGUCUGUUUUGUAUAAGUUUUUAUACAAAAGCUCCUGAUGUGUUCAGUUAGCACAAAAUCCUAAAUGUAUAUAAGAAGCUAUGGAAAUUUAAUCCAAACACUGGGCUGGCCUCCCAGAGUCCCCUCCAGAGGUGUGGGUCUACAACCUGUCCCAUCAUCCCCUGCCAAUGUGACCAGUGGCCGUACUGGCUGUGGGUGUUGGGGGUUAUAGGAUGGGGAAACUGCGCCAGACCAUCGAAGCCCUCUUGGGCGUUGUUUCCAGUUCACUUCAAAUUUUGGAGUCUGUUGCAGAAAAAUAUGUACAUUUUUACAACGGCUGUUCUGAAAAGUCUGUAAGCAUUGAGAGUUUUCACUAAAUUUAUUAAAAGCAAGAUUAC
Molecule: messenger RNA, 5422 nt
Organism: Elgaria multicarinata webbii
Lineage: Eukaryota; Metazoa; Chordata; Lepidosauria; Squamata; Anguidae
Gene: SCAPER
Product: S-phase cyclin A associated protein in the ER
Exons: 32
Coding region: 34-4359 (1441 amino acids)
Molecular function (GO): zinc ion binding; nucleic acid binding
Source: RefSeq, a predicted model, not a curated record